UGACUUCCUAGCGCACUUGAUUUGUAGUACCAGACAGAGUUAUCGACCGGUGCCAUGUCAGGGAACCCAGUGGCCGGCGCGCCGGGUGCCGCCGAGCCGUAUGCGCCGCAGGCGACCUACAACUUCAGCGCCCGCCUCGCGCUCACCGUCUCUUUGGUCCUCCUGAUGAUCACCGUCGUCGUCGUCGUCAUCCCUCUCAUGGUUUACCUGAUGAUCACUCGCUCACGCAGAGGCGGCGGCCACGGCCUCGCCGGCGGCAUCCUCCGGUCCGUUGGCAUGAUCAGCAGCCGGCGGCACGGGUUGGACGCGUCCGCGCUCUCGGCGCUGCCGGUCACCGCGUACCGGAAGGAGAGCGGCGCAGCCGCGAGGGCUGAGUGCGCCGUGUGCCUGGCCGAGCUCGCCGACGGAGACGAGGCGCGCGAGCUGCCCAACUGCGGCCACCUGUUCCACUUGGAGUGCGUCGACGCCUGGCUGCGCACCAGGACGACGUGCCCUCUCUGCCGGGCCCAGGCGGCCGGGCUGCCCGGCGAGAACGGGAAGGCACAGCCGUCGUCGUCGGUGGCGGCCGCGGAGCCGGCGUUGAUUGGUGCUGCCGGAGGAAGCUUGACCGCGACCGUGCAAGGUGGCUCUCCGUGUACCGAGAAAGACGCGCGGGUGUCAACAUCCGGAUCUCCCUGCUAGAAGUAAUCAGAUAGUAGCCUACUUGUACUACUGUUCAAACUAUUUCUUGUAGUAUUUGAGUCGGCUUGUAUUUUUUUUUUUUGAAAUGGAGGCAUACCCCGGCCUCUGCAUCAUAAUGAUGCAUGCAGUCAUCGUAUUAAAAGUUCGCAAAAUAGUACAAAGUCGUAAAGUAUUACAGCUCGCAAGUGGAGCGAGAAUAAAAAAUCAAAGUUCAUGCCGACAAUCGCAACUGGAAUGGCAAAAAGAAGGAUAAGCUCCCUAGACUCCUAUCAUGUUAUGCGACCGCCAUCCGAACCGGUUGAAUAAAGCCCGUGCUACCAUCUCCCACUGGUUGCACCCAGUAAUCAAAGGCUCCCUGGAUUCCAUAGGAGUGAGUAAGGACCACGUACGGAUCCAAGCAGUAGCUCUGAAGAUGACCUGCAAGAAAGUUAAAUUGUGUUGUCUGUUAAAUAUCAAAUCAUUCCUGCAAUUCCAUAUAGCCCACAAAAGCGCACAUAUUCCAAUCCGAAUACGAGCCGCCGUAGUAUGUUCAACCCCAGUUAACC
Molecule: messenger RNA, 1226 nt
Organism: Aegilops tauschii subsp. strangulata
Lineage: Eukaryota; Viridiplantae; Streptophyta; Magnoliopsida; Poales; Poaceae
Biological process (GO): protein ubiquitination
Molecular function (GO): zinc ion binding; transferase activity
Source: RefSeq, a predicted model, not a curated record